AUGUUUACAAUAAAAUCAGGAGAAACACAGUUCAUUGGGUACAAAAAAGGCUAUGGAGCAGCACUGCUAGGAGGUGUCAAUGCUUUACAUACGGCAUUCCCUGACAAUGCAGAGGAAGAGUACCAAGUUCAAGCUCAAAUGAUACUUGAACGACUGAACCUACCAGAUCUGCUUGAAGAUGAAAUGAGAGGUAUUCAGGAACUGGAUCACAAAAGUAAAUCAUCAGUUGCUACAAAGCCACCAGUAAAUUCUUAUAGACAAAAAUGUAAUACAGAAAUACCUGGAUCUCAGAGUGAUUCCAGUGUAAUUAAUUCAAACAUUUCAGUCGACAAAAGUACUAAAAAUCAUGCAAACAAUGAUGAAGAAGAGAAAGCAUGUGGUCAUUCCUCCAGCGGAAAAUGUGAUGAGGAUAAAAGAACUGACGAAGUUCAGAGAAGAAGCCAAACAUCACCAAAUGUAGCUUCGGUUGUAAAUACAAAAGUUACAUCUGAAACUGUUUUAGAGCACACGGGAGGAGCACAUCAACAUCUUUUUGCAAGUGGUAACCAAACACAUGAUAUAUCAAAUAUUUCUUUAUCCGAUAUGUUAAACUCCAGCAGUGAUGAUACUGUAAAUUCUUGUCGAGAGUUUCCUCACAUAGGAACAAGUUUGGGAAUUGUUUCUCAAGCGAGUCACCACUGUAGUGCUGAGGAUUCACAUAAUUUCAAAAUGUUACCAGCGAAUACAUCUACGCCUUUAAGAUUAAGGACACCAGUCCAUCAGCAGGAAGACACUUCAGACAAGGAAUCAGAUGCUCAAAUUGAAAAGGAUGGCAAAACACAAGUCACUACAAAUUCUAAACCUUGCUUCAAAACUGUUAUAAGGCAAACAAUUGAAAACAGAUUAACACAGAUACCGAAGAAAAUUCAUUCAGAUGUUGACGAAGAGGAAUAUACUUGUGAUGUUACUGACAAAACAGAAGAUAACCAGGUAGUUUCCAGAUUAGUUUGUGUGAAGGAGAAGAAAUUGAAAAACCUGGGAGAAUAUAAGAAAGUAUCAGGAAAAGUGAAAAAAGUUUUGUCUGAAAUUCAGAAAAGCAAAAAAGCAGAUGUACAAAUAGAUAAUGAAAAGAGCAGUGAUAACAUCGUGGAUGUUCAAAAAUUGAAGGAAGGGUUUAAAAGAAAAAGAAAGAAAAAAGAAAUUUUGUCCGAUUCAAGUGACGAUGGUAAAGAUACUGUUUUAUUAGAGAAAAGACCAAAGAAAACCGAAAAGAAAUUGGUAAAACAUGACAAAGAUAGAGAGGAAUCACCUGCCAGUUUAACAAUAUCAAACAAAGCUGAUUCGGAUGAAUUAAAAAGCAAAGCUGUUUCAAAUUCGACCUUGUCAAAACUGAGAAAAUUUCAGUUUGACGAAGCAAAAAGUAGUGCAUUGAACAAGUCAUCGGGCACCAGUCUUUCUUCUAGUUUAUUAUCAGGCUCUUUAUGGACAAAUGAAAAUGAAAAUGAUAUGAAUGAAAAGGAUCAUGGACUAGAUGUGGCAAAAGUGGAUGAUAAUGAAAAACCAACAAACAAAACAAAUCAGUUUCAAGAUGAAAGAUUAUGUAAUACUUUAAAUGAUAAUACAAAGGACAAAGUUAAUGAAAAAUUACAUAUUAAUGUUAAUAAAAGCAAUGAAAAGGAUUCAGAAAUAGCAUCAAAUGUGGUUUCGUCUGCUGGUUUGAAUUCCAAAAGUAGUCAAAGUAAAACAGAAUCACCAUCCUGGUUAGUAGCACUCAAUAAGAAGUUCACUUCUCCAAAAAUCAAUACAUUUCAAAGUUCUUCAUUUGCUUCUCCAGUUUUCAGUGUAAAUGAGGAUAAAAAGGAUGAUUUGGAUGACAUUGAAUUUGAAGAAACAAGUUUUCUUCACAAACUUCAGACAGCAAAAACUUGAAAUCAGUGGGAAUCAGUGAAAAAAUAUUUACCUACAUGUACACUUUUAUGUCCCUAGUUGGGAGAGCUGUCCCUAUGUCGCACUUUCUUGUGUACUGUCUUGCCUGUAUAAUGUUAUUCAAGGGUAAA
Molecule: messenger RNA, 2036 nt
Organism: Mercenaria mercenaria
Lineage: Eukaryota; Metazoa; Mollusca; Bivalvia; Venerida; Veneridae
Product: DNA helicase MCM9-like
Exons: 3
Coding region: 1-1908 (635 amino acids)
Source: RefSeq, a predicted model, not a curated record